Messenger RNA from Salmo salar (Atlantic salmon), 3391 nucleotides. RefSeq lists its product as uncharacterized. The record is from RefSeq and is a predicted model, not a curated record. NCBI's taxonomy places the organism in Eukaryota, Metazoa, Chordata, Actinopteri, Salmoniformes, Salmonidae.
UAUGCACCUAUCAGUUGGUUGUGAUCUGCCACACUCAUUUGAAGAAGAUUUCUUGGGAGAACGCUUUCUCCCUUGAAUAACAAAGAUCAACUUCAUGAAAUGGACUAAACAGGCCAAUUGACGCUUUAGUAGGACAAAGCACUCUUUCCCAACUGGUGUGGAGAUUUUCUUUUCAGUCAAGCUCAGAAAUGGACAAUACAUCUUCUUCAACCAGAGAAGUGGAGAGUGUAUUUCUCAACAAACACAUGCUUGGAUAUGAUUCUGAAGAUUCAAUCAGCAACAUAGAAAUAAAAGAAUAUGAAUAUGUGCCAGGAACAGAAAGUGACAGUGAGAGCAGCUUAGAGGACUUUACUGCAUUGAAGAACAAAUGCACCACUAAAGCAAGAUCUGCACCUAAAGAUGGCCAACUUGACAAAGACGUGCUUGGAUAUGAUUCUGAAGACUCAAUCAGCAGCAUAGAAAUAACAGAAUAUGAAUAUGUGCCAGAAUAUGAAUAUGUGCCAGGAACAGAAAGUGACAGUGAGAGCAGCUUAGAGGACUUUACUGCAUUGAAGGACAAAUGCCCUACUAAAGCAAGAUUGGAACCUAAAGAUGGCCAACUUGACAAAGACAGGUUUGGAUAUAAUUCUGAAGACUCAAUCAGCAGCACAGAAAUAACACGAGAUGAAUAUGUGUCAAGAACAGAAAGUGACAGUGAGAGCAGCUUGGAGCACUGCACUGUAUUGAAGAACAAAGGCCCCACCAAAGCAAGAUCUGCUCCUAAAGAUGGUCCAAAAAAGACUUAUAAGCGACAUAGAAAUACAGAAUCUGACACCUCUGUGCAAGAAUCCACAAGUUCACUUGAAGUCAUGCACGUUACAAAGACUAAAGAUGGAUCAAGAAGAUACACCAAAAAACAUUACUGUCUCUUUUGUGAGAAACCACAAUCAAAAAUUGCCCGGCAUCUGGAAAUGAUUCAUAAAAGUGAGGCUGAAGUUGCAAAGGCCCUUUCUUUCCCAAAGAACUCCAAGGACAGAAAGCUCCAACUGACUAUACUGAGAAAACGAGGGGACAGAGCACACAACAUGCAAGUCAUAAGAGAAGGCAAAGGUGUUAUAGUUCCUUGUAAACAAACCAGUUCCCCAAAUGGAAAUCCAAAAGACUUCUUGCACUGUGCAAACUGCCAAGGACUCUUUAAAAGAAAAUUCCUAUGGAAACACAUGAAAAGAUGCCCACUGAGUGGUGUACGUCUGAAACCUGGUAAAACACGAGUGCAGGCUAUUUGUGCCCAUGCACAACCUGUGCCAGAUGGGAUAAGCAAGGGACUGUGGAAACUCGUCAAUGAUAUGACACAAGAUGAGGUGGUAGAUGUCAUAAAGAGUGACAAAUGUAUCAUCCAGUUCGGGGAGCAACAUUACAACAUCAUGGGACACAGACGUGCCAAUCAUGAAUUGAUACGGCAGAAAAUGCGCGAGCUAGGGAGACUGGUUUUGAAAGGGAAGCAGGUGUCACCUCUCACGAGAUUGGAGGAAUACAUUGAUCCAGCCAACUUCCUCCACACAAUCAGUGCAGUGAAAGCUGUUUGUGGCUUUGACAGUGAUAAGAAUACACUAAAGACACCUUCACUAGCCUUAAAACUUGGCCAUAACCUUCAGAAGGUUGCAGACAUAGUUAGUUGUGAGGCUAGGGUCUCCGGUAACAAGAAAAAGGCUCAGAAGGUAGAGGACUUCAAACAUAUCUAUAAGACAUGCUGGAGAGAGCACAUCUCGUGUCAUGCUCACAAAAUAUUUGAAGAAAAUAAGUUCAAUGCUCCACUGAUCUUGACAUUUGCUGAAGAUGUCAAGAAACUGCAUAUCCACCUUCAAGAAAAACAGAAAACCUGCUACAGCCAACUUUCCAAAGAACCUAACAGGAAGACGUGGGCACAGCUGGCUAAAGUCACUCUGUCACAAAUGACGGUCUUUAACCGAAAAAGACUGGGGGAAGCCUCCCUGAUGACAGUGGCCUCAUUCGCUUCUCGAGACAAAGCUGCUUUACAUGACGAUUAUGGGAACUCCCUCUCAGAUGUUGAACGGGCGCUAUGCCAACAUUUUAGUCGCAUAGAAAUACGUGGAAAGCGAUCAAGAAACGUUGCAGUGCUUCUAUCCCCUACAAUGAUCAAAUCAAUGGAGCUGCUCGCAGAGAAGCGUGAACAUUGCGGCGUUCUGAAGGAGAACAUCUAUAUGUUCGCCAUUCCAGGCUGUCCAACAUCAUUCAGAGGAUCAGACUGCCUGCGUCUCUUUGCCAAGAAGUGUGGGGCUAAAUGUCCAGAAUCCCUCUCGUCCACCAAAUUGCGUAAACUCAUCACCAUGAUGUCUACUGUACUCAACUUAAAUGACACCGACAUAGACCUGCUAGCCAAUUUCCUGGGACAUGAUCUACAGAUAGACAAUAAAUAUUACAGGUUACCUGAGGGAACACUUCAGCUGACAAAAAUCACCAAAGUCCUCAUGGCGAUGGAGCAGGGAAGGCUAAACGAAUUCAAGGGGAAAGGUCUUGACCAGAUCCACAUCAGUCCAGAGGAGUGUGUUGAGCUGGAUGAAGAGAGUGAUACAGACUUGACUGAAGAAACUCCUGGAAGGUCAUGUGAGCCACAAGAGAGGACACGGGAGGUCAUGGCAGGAAGAUCAGGAUCUAAGAAGAGGAAGUGGAGUGAGGAGGAGAAAGGGACAGUGAAAGAAACAUAUAUUAAAUUCAUGGACUCUGGAGCUACUCCAGGGAAUGCAGACUCGUGCAUCUAUCAAGGCAGUGCAACAAGCCCUCAGAGAGCGGGACUGGCGGGCAGUGAAGUAUUAUGUCAAGAACAGAAUUACAGCACAUGUGAGCGGGACUACCAAUAAAUGUUGUAGUCUGUCUGGCCCUCUGUCUGCUUGUCUUUCUGCCUCUGUCUGUUCGUCUGCCUGUCUGUCUCUGUCCCUUUGCCUGCCUGCCUGUCUGUCCUUCUGCCUGCCUGUCUGUCCCUCUGUCUGCCUGUCUGUCAGUCUGUGCCUCUGCCUGUCUGAAAUGCAGUGCCUCCAGAUUCCCUAGUUGUAAUCAAGACAAUAUUAUGUACAAUGUUUAAUAUUCACACAAUUACCCCAAUAAUGUAAAAGUUAAUUUGCAGUUUGUUUCUUUAUCAGAUGUUUGUUGGUUUUUUUGAAAGGGUAUUUAGUCCUAGGCAGUGUUGUGAUUAGUUACAAGAACAUGUAACAAAAGUAAUGUUAUGUUACAAUAUUACUUUGCAUAGAAAGUAACGUUAUAUUACUUGUUAUGUUACUUUCAUGAACAGUCUCAAAACCUCACUGUUUGACUGUCAGACGGAGUGAGGCAAGCCAUGCGUGCUCUACCAAAGAUACUACUAAUAAUGUCUAAUUCAUUAAAAAAAUCAAACAUC